AUGCUGCCCACCUUCUCCUCCUGGUCGAUGGAGCACAUCAAGCGCGUCUUCGAGGCCAAGUCCGAGCUCGACUGCCUCCACGCGCUCGACGACACCUUCUCCCAACGGCUCGAGUUCACCUUUAACGGCGCGCCCCUCCCCCGCGUCGGCCUCCAGAAGCUCGUCCUUGGCAUGGUCCAGACCGCCGGCUUCGACCUCCAUGUCGACUGGAAGAACGCGGUCGAGGUCCCGCGCGACGGUGCGAAUCGGGACGGGAUGCUCGGCGGGUACUACGUCAUCUACAACGUGCGCAAGCCGCUCCCCGGCUCGACGCAGCUCGCCCUCUUCGAGCGCCACAAGUCCGUGAACGUCGAGAUCGAAUCUGAGUCCGCGGACCCGAGCGUCGACAGCCGGCGAAUCGUCAAGCUCGCGAUCGUCGCGAGAGACGUGCAGGUCUCGCCCGCGCUUUCGCCGUGA
Molecule: messenger RNA, 456 nt
Organism: Epithele typhae
Lineage: Eukaryota; Fungi; Basidiomycota; Agaricomycetes; Polyporales; Epitheliaceae
Exons: 3
Coding region: 1-456 (151 amino acids)
Source: RefSeq, a predicted model, not a curated record